GGAAGUGCACCUUCGCUGGUGACUCCUCUGUCCCCUCUGGAGCCUGCAGCUCUUCUCGAGGGGGACACCAGAUCACAGGUUCAAGUUGGGGUGGGGGGAUGGCUUCCAUGAGUCUGAGCGCACACAGCCACAUCCUCAGGAGCCUCCGGGAGCCAGUGCCGAAGGGUACCUGGGAGGCCCUCGGCUGGUGUUGGAGGAAGAUGUCGCCAUGAGAGAGGUUCGCACAUUUGCCGGUGGACUUGCUUUUGCUGCUUUAUACUCAGCAGGGCUCCGAAAGCUUUUGCAGCUGUCCUCUUCUGCACGCUGACCAGGAUUUGCCUGGGACACUGGCAGGUGAGGAUGAAGGACCUCCUUAGGCGCUGCAGGGAGAGGCAGGUGGCUGCGCUCGCUUUCCUUCCAUCUCUCCUGGACGAGGCGGGAGGUCUGCCCGGGGCCCUGCAGACAGAGUCCUGCAGCUUCUAGGAGCUCAUUCGUCUCUGUGAUGUGGAAAGCAAGGCCCAGGGAGGGACAGGGACUGGCUGUGGCCACAGGGAUGUGGGUGGCCUUCUGCGCCCCAAGUGGGGCAUGUCUCCUGGGCACCUUCUCUGGCUUUGAUGUCAGCCCAGCCACAGCCACCCUGCUGCAGCCCGUUCAGGGAAGCCUUUGGCUGGGGUUGACUGGGCUUGGAGCCGGACCUGGAGAGCUUUCCGCACCCCACCUGAGGACCCCAGGAUCAUGUUGGAGACUCAGAGGCAGGAGUGAGGGAGGGCCUGCCCCUGAGAGGCCCAUGGUAACCCCCAAGCCCGUGCUCUGGGCGCUCCUGCUGGCGCUGCUAGGAACCGCGCUCCCCGCCCAGCCCCGCGCCUGCAGUGUCCCCGACGUGCUGCGCCACUACCAGGCUGUCAUCUUCGAGGACCUGCAGGCCGCCGCGAGGCGGGCAGGGCCGGGGGACGCAGGGGCCGGGCCAGGCUCCAGACAUCUCCAUUUCGUUCAGAAAAACCAGACUGACGCCGUGGCCCCUGGACGGCGGGGUCGGGUGGGGCCCUCCUGUGGCGCCCAGAAGGUGAGAGGCCCCGCCCACGCCCUCCAGCCUCCUUCCUGGCAUUUCCCAUCGGGCUCUGCCCCCAGCCCCGCCAUUUCCUCCCUUUCCUCCCAGGAGCACAGUAUUCUAGUGUCCAUCGCGGCCCUGGGGCGGGCCCUGCGUGGAGCGGUGGCUGGGGACCCCCGCGGGGCCCUGGAGAGAGCUGCCUGGACCGUGGCCCUGCGCACCGAGGCGGUGAUGCGGCGCCACUGCCGGCCGCUGCGCCAGCGGAGCCGCCGGGGCUGGUGGGCUCGGCCGCGCCCUCAGCGGCAUCGCGGCAGGCGGAGGCGGCUCCUGCUGCGAGCCCUGGACGCCGUCGCCACCUGCUGGGAGAAGCUCUUCGCCCUGCGAGCCUUGGGCAGCCGGGGCCCCUAGCUCGCCCUGCCAGGGGCCUUGGGAUGAGUCUCGUUUGGUGACCACCGAGGGCUCCGUGCUGACCUGGCUGACCAUUGAGUCCCACCCAGGUCUCAUCCUGACCCCUGUUCACCCGAGGGCGCAGGACCUGGAGGUGUGAGCCCUGUUCGGUACCAGGCUGCCCUGCACACACCGAGAGAGGCCUCAAUAAACAGCUGGUGUUGCCA
This is a messenger RNA of Myotis daubentonii (Daubenton's bat), 1641 nucleotides long. It is a transcript of the gene C8H20orf204, whose product is annotated as chromosome 8 C20orf204 homolog. Lineage: Eukaryota; Metazoa; Chordata; Mammalia; Chiroptera; Vespertilionidae. The record is from RefSeq and is a predicted model, not a curated record.